Molecule: messenger RNA, 435 nt
Organism: Rhinocladiella mackenziei CBS 650.93
Lineage: Eukaryota; Fungi; Ascomycota; Eurotiomycetes; Chaetothyriales; Herpotrichiellaceae
Exons: 2
Coding region: 1-435 (144 amino acids)
Source: RefSeq, a predicted model, not a curated record
AUGGCCUCUCUGGAGAUGGACCCGAUAUCCCUCGUCGUGUGGCAAGGACAGAAUCUCAUUGUGCGAAAGUGUGCUCCAUCGGCAGUAUUUGCCGAUGCCAUGAAUGUGCUCCCCAUUGCAGCAGACGAGGUGAGCAUUUUCGACUACGGCAACAUGAUCAACAUCACGGACGUUAUGGCGAUUCUCUGGAACGAACGGCCGUAUCGGUGGAAGAUCGUCGUCCGGGUGUUCAGGACUCAGUUGCAAAAUGUGCUUGUAGGUCAAACGGAGCCGAUGAGGCGUGUCUUUUAUGACAUAUUUGCUAUCGUGCAAGACAGCCAACGGCCUUUGAGCGCUGUGGCGCCUGAAAUGGGUCAUUGUGCUGGUCGAACACAUGCUGUGUUAGGUCCCGCGGAUCAACCACGCGACCCCACCCAGUUAUUGGCUACCGGAUGA